AUGGCUGAGGCUCCCGCGAGGCCGCAUGAUCGCCAUGGACGGCGACGUCCUUUCUCGAAUUGGAUGAAGCGCCUUGCGAUUUUGAAGGGUUCGUCGUCCGAUUCUGCGGGGGCGUUCGGCAAGCGCGGCAAUGGAUCGAUGAUGUCGAAGAAUAAGAGGAAUACCACUCUGAAGAACAAUCCAUAUCCGCUUUCAGGUACUGUUGGAGCCUCUGGCUCAUCGCGCAGAAACGAAUAUGUCUCCUCGGGAUCCAGCGAGCAACAAUACGGCCAUCCUUCGGCCAGCCAAUCCUCCCUACCCACCUCAAGUUCUGACAAUCAUAUCCCCGGCAACAGCGCCAAGUCAACAGCUCCUACUCUUUCCACGAACGGCGACACUGCGCUCUCAGAAGCAACAUACUCGAAAGCUGGGACAAUGGCCACGGGAGGACGCGGGGUGAAUGGGGGCGGAGAAGGGAGCACGUUCUCGUCACCUGCACCCUCUGUGCGUUCCCUGACUACAACAUUGACGACUGUGCAAUCUACUGCUCCUUCGACUCAUAUUUACGGCGCGCAGAAUGGCCACGCACACAAUAACGCGGGUCUGCCGCACGUCAACUCCACCCAGAGCUCCGCCAGCCAGCAAGUCCAAUUCUCCCACCAAUUCCCUCCGUCAUCCUUGUCGGCCGUUCCUCCUCAUGUUAUUGCCACUAGCCAUCCGACAACUUACAGUACAGCAACCGCCAACAACUUGCUGACCGACAAUGCUUCCAUCCUCACGCUGGCCUCGUCCUCGAAGCGUCGUCGCAGGAACUCUCUUGACACGAACGCUUCCAUCCGUGCGUUGGCGCCGUCAUCAAUAUUUGGCGGUAGUCGCGAGAGCUUGCCGCUGAGCACACUCAGCGCGAAUGUCGGGGAGGCGUCGAACGCGUCGGCAUCAGGCGUUAAUAGUCGUCCCAGCAUUGGAGGGCUUGCAAGUGCCGAGCGAGCCAGCGUUUACUCCUCAUCAGGUGCUGCCCCGAUGACUUCCGCAGGGGAGAGAAGCAGUUAUAUUGCGAGCAAGCAGUCAGGUACUGGUGACUCGGGCAGCGUCCGGAGCGGUGUCCACUCACAUACUCGCAACGAUAGUGCAGCCGGUACGGUAGGGUGCACAUUGACCAAUCCAGCUGCCGGUCCCCAAAGUGCGACGCCCGGCCGUAUCAGUCGAAGGAGCUCCGGGUGGGGUGAGCUCACCGGUGAUGACGAUGAAGACGGGACUGGACAAACAGACCAGGCGGCCGAGGAGCCAGACCAGGCCAAGGAGGUCCCCAGUUGA
Molecule: messenger RNA, 1293 nt
Organism: Rasamsonia emersonii CBS 393.64
Lineage: Eukaryota; Fungi; Ascomycota; Eurotiomycetes; Eurotiales; Trichocomaceae
Exons: 2
Coding region: 1-1293 (430 amino acids)
Source: RefSeq, a predicted model, not a curated record